This is a messenger RNA of Myotis davidii, 684 nucleotides long. Its product is annotated as complement C3-like. The record is from RefSeq and is a predicted model, not a curated record. The transcript is spliced from 4 exons. Gene Ontology annotation, biological process: complement activation. Lineage: Eukaryota; Metazoa; Chordata; Mammalia; Chiroptera; Vespertilionidae. Bases 103 to 669 code for a protein of 188 amino acids.
UCCAGCAGCCUCUUUUCAGUCCUCCCUGUCCUCUCCCUCUGACCCUCUGUCUCUCUGUCCCACUGUCCCACUGUCCCACUGUCCCUCCACUGUCCCUGUACCAUGGGGCCUGCCUCAGGUCCCAGCCUGCUGCUGCUGCCGCUGCUCCUGAGCAGUCUCCCCCUGGCCCUGGGAGACCCCAUGUUCUCCAUAAUCACCCCCAACAUCCUGCGGCUGGAGAAUGAGGAGACGUUGGUGCUGGAGGCCCAUGGUGGGACAGGUAACAUUCCUGUCAAGGUUACGGUACAUGACUUCCCAGCCAAGAAGCAGGUGCUGUCCAGCAAGGACACCAUUCUGAGCAGCGCCAAUGGCUACCUGAGCACCGUCACCAUCAAGAUCCCGGCCAGCAAGGAGUUAAAAUCACAGAAGGGGAACAAGUUUGUGAGUGUCCAGGCAGUCUUUGGGAAUGCCCCACCACUGGAGAAGGUGGUGCUAGUCAGCUUUCAGAGCGGGUAUCUCUUCAUCCAGACGGACAAGACCAUCUACACCCCAGGCUCCACAGUCCUCUAUCGGAUCUUCACUGUGGACAAUGAGCUGCUGCCCGUGGGCCGGACGGUUAUCGUCAGCAUUGAGGUACCAGGCAGCCGGGCCCCCAAUCUCACUUGGGGCAGAGACUCAAGGAGAGACUAAGAGAGAGUUUGAGAG